Desarmillaria tabescens is the source of this 2738-nucleotide messenger RNA. RefSeq lists its product as uncharacterized. Bases 107 to 2629 code for a protein of 840 amino acids. The transcript has 9 exons. NCBI's taxonomy places the organism in Eukaryota, Fungi, Basidiomycota, Agaricomycetes, Agaricales, Physalacriaceae. The record is from RefSeq and is a predicted model, not a curated record.
CACGUGCAUCGGCAAGCUGCCGGAGCUAUGUGACCCUGAUGGGCCUACCCUGAUUCGACUUCCUCAUCCGUAACGCUCAUCUGUCACUGUAGGGCUGUGAAGAGCCAUGACCAGGACUGGCAACAUUAACGAUGUUGGAUUUGGUCGUCGCAGGGAGGACGAUUCUUCAAGCAGCAGGGAAUCAUCACCACGACCCGCGCAGAAACGUUCCUUCAGUCCGACCUCUGACGAUGGUGACCUCGAAAUCCCCCCGCUUCCUGAUGAUGAUACCCCUCCUCCUCCUGAGCGGCCGAUAAUCAGGCAGGCAGUCGCAUUCACCACAAUAACGCCUGCAAAUAUCGAUACAUAUGAACCUACGGAAGCACCACGACCUGCUACAUCAUUUCUUCCGGGUCAAGUGGUCACUCAGCCAGAAGCACCUAAACGUAAGACGCGAAGCAAGAAGACUAAACAUAGCGACAGUUAUCCGGACCAGGUUGGACGAUUUCGAAUCAAAUCGUAUGACCCUACGGCGUCUACCGCGCCGCCAAUGCAGCAGGGAAAUGGCCCUUAUUCGUCAAUCUAUCGGGCUGUUCCUUAUAAAGAAAGGAAUUUGGCGUCAGGCGCCAAUGCCCAAGGCUCCCCUAAUACACAAUCUAGUCUCGGAGAAAGCACAAAAUCAACUUCCAAAUCACCGACAUCAUCAUCGGCGGUCCAGACAAAUGGGACUUCAACAGCUAUGACGUCGACGUCACCCUCCCCAAACGCUGUCCCACCGACGAAUUCGACAUUACCGAAUUUCAAUUCUGGCCCUUCUGCGCCCCCAGCUUUGACCUCUUCCCGGCCAUCUUUAUCUGGUGCAUCGAGACCUCAUUACCGAAGAGACUAUGAUAAAGACCCGUUAGGCUUCGGCCAGUUCGUAAAUGCUCAGCGAGGUUCUCCAGCUGGCAGUGACGCCACACUUGCUUCCGCCCCUGCACACUCUCCGCUUCAUGCCCAGCACAAUGGAAUUUUACAGGGUACUGACCUCGCUUCAAAGGCUCCUCGAAAUCUGCCUCGUAUGGUUACACUCCUAAUCUCGGAUAUUCGGAGUGGGAUUGUUGAUCGUCAGCUUGCUGAAGUAAAGGUACCUUUGAAAAUGGCUGACACUCCAGACGAUGGCUUUUGGGCUGAUGCAAAGGACAUCUGCGAUAAACUCCAGUCGGGCCCAUCAAGAAUCGAUGGCCCUGCCAAGGUGUAUACCUUGCGUGGAAGAUAUCGACAGUUCUUUUUACGCGUGUCUGCAGAUAAUGUCGAUGAGACGAUAUCGUCUAACCUGAGCAUAACGAACCAGCGAACCAUAGACAUUGUUGUUGAACAGGGCCCAACGCCUGGACAAAUUCCAGCACAACCUCUAAUACCUCGAGAGCUGAGAAGCCCAUCUCCCGAUCUUGACCAGGCGCAGCGGCGAGAGCCUGACCUUGUCCAGCAAAGGGAGCAUGAACUAGUUCAGCGGAGAGAACAUGAACUUGCUCAACGGAGGGAAUACGAGCACCAGCGGCGUUCUCACGACCAUCGACGGGAUUAUGAGCACCGGCAUGAAUACGACCGAGCCCAGCAUCGUUAUCCAAUACCUUCUUCAUCUUCUCAUUCUUCACACCCCUACGGUAGUUCUAGCGGAGACUACAGCAGACGAUCAGAAUACUCGAAGAAACGGCGCCACUCUCCUGUUGGUGACUACGAUUACGAUUACAGACACUCACAACCACCGCCACCUUCAAUGUCGCCACCUCACAGAUCAUCAUACCCUCCGCCACCUUCGCCUUCUCACAGAUCAUCAUAUCCUCCCUCUCCUCCCUCCCCUCGAUCAUCAUAUCCUCCAAUGUCGCCUCAUAGUGUGUCAUCUUAUCCGCCGCCACGCCCUAUAUCGCCCGGCCCGAGAGCACCUCGUCCUCCCGCACCGUCACCUUAUGGUCCUAACAGUUAUCAUCCUUCUUUCGGUCAUCCGCCUCCAUUUGGACCUAACAGUUACCAUCCUUCAGUCGGAAGUGUUCCUCCCAAAAAAAUGAAGAGCUACGCAACAACUCAGAAAGAUCCGAUGUUUGUUACACCCAGUGACAAAUAUGGACGUGAAUGGGAUUACGAGUCGCCCGACAGUGAUGAUGAAGCAGUAGAUGUAUUUGAUAAGAUCUGCAAGAGGGUGGAUCCUUUGUUGCAGCUCGACAGGGAUUGGAAGGCGAUGUUUCAAUGGCGGUCCUUACCUCAAACUGUUACUACUGUUUUGAACCAGUAUCGAUUUGCGCAACGGCUAUUCGACAGAUAUGAAGGUGAGCGGGUGCCUUUCAAGAACCAGAAGCAUCAAUAUAAGAUUGAGAGGAAACAUAUUAUCCGUGCUUUGCAAAUGGACCCAGAACCAUCACCUGAGAAGUGGGCGUCGGAUUGUACAGAGACUCUAAAAUUAUUAGAGCUUUACGGGCCUGACGGUAGCCGCACUCAGGAUGAUCGCGUAAAGAAAAUGAUGGACGACGAGACUGAACCGGUAUACAAUGCAAAGCCUAUCAAGCGAUUCUUACGGUUGCUGAGAGAAAUCGAUCAAGAAUAUACGAAAUCGAGAGGGCCUCAGGCUGGUGUGGCCAUGGAUGUUGACGGGCGGUCAUCUGGUAGUGCAUAAUUUAGUAUCGACAUUGGAUUCCUGGUGGCGGUAGCAAUAAGGUAGACUGAUAAUAAAUAAUUUGUAAUAACACCUUUGAACCAAUUGGAACUCCGAUCAUUGAUUCCCU